CAAGAGCAGCAGCAGCAGGAGCAGCUGGCCGGCUGUCCUCCCUCCUUCUGGGCCCGCCAUGGCUGGAGCAGGGGCUGCCGCCUCCUGCUCCCCGCCGCCACCAGUGCCUCACAUGCCCCUGACCAGGGAGGUGGCCCAGGAGGAGGAGGAAGAGGAAGAGGAGGAGGAGGAGGAGGAAGACCCCCCACCCGGGGCCCUGGUGCCACGCUCCUCCCCGGUGCCCAGGCCUGGGGGCAGCAGCUCCUCCUCUGAGGAAGAAGAAGGAGGAGGAGGAGGAGGAGGGGAAGGAGAAGAGCACCCUCAGCAUCCUUGCUUGGCCAGGCCCCUUUCCCAGCAGCCCCCAGGCCUCCCUGGACCACUCUCCCCUCAGGAUGGGCCAGACCCGCCCUCCCAGGAUGCCCUUCCCGCCAACCAGCCCUUGCCACACACCCCUGGCCGGCACGUGCUCUUUGCCGACGCCUUGGGCCUGCCCUUGGCCCGCUGUCGCCGCUACCAACCCUGGCCGCCCCCCUCGCCCGACUCACCCCCUGAGGUGGUGCCCCCUGACCAAGCACCCCUCUCCACAGCUGCCCCCUACCUCUUGCCCGCUUUCGUGUUGCAACCGGCCGGGCAAGGUGAGCCAGAGCGGCUGGAGCGUCUUCAGGAGGCCAAGGUUGAACUAGAAGAGGUCCUGCCCCCAGAUCCCGGGGAGCCCCGGGUGCUGCGGGGCACCGUGCGGGUACUCAACAUCUCUUACCACAAGGCGGUGCACCUUCGGGCCAGCCGGGACCGCUGGCAGAGUCACCGGGACUACCCGGCCCUCUACAUCCAAGGGGGCUCUCCGGACGGGGGGUUGACCGACCGCUUUGCUUUCCGCCUGGACUUUGGGGACGAAGAGGAAGAGGAGGACGAUGAAGAUGGGGCCCGCCUCGAUUUUGUGGUGCGGUACCAAACCGACGAAGGGGUCUACUGGGCCAACAACCAGGGCAGGAAUUACAGCGUGUUCCUGAAGGGCACGGCACCUUCCCAGUGUCUGCCCAAGAGAUCGGGCAAAGACGUGGAAUCACGCCAGCUCAAGAGCUGCAUGAGGCCAGUCAAGACCAGGUCUGGCGAGAGUGAGCUGCGAUUAGAAGACAUGACUCAACAUGUCAGCACUGAAGAAUGGAAUGAUGAAAGGGACCCGGCCAGUGAAUUUCCAAACCCUCCUGCAGUGCAGCCCCAAGGUUUUGUGAUGCAGAUUCCAGAACUCACAAUCACCACAAACUCUCCUGAGAAGAAGGAGCCUUUCAGAGUCUAUCCUGUGGAUCUCAACGAUUCUUCACAUCCAUUUGAUUUCAAGGUUCAUCCUACAUCCUAUGAGGAACUGAAAGUGCCAUGGGGCUUCAUGCCAGGAACAGAUUCCCAUCCUAUGGGGCAGUUAGAUGUGCCUGACUUCAGCAGAAAUGAUGUCACCACAGAAGGCUCUUUCAUGGAAGAGUGCAUGGAGGACCAGUUGAGAAGGUACCAAGAACUACCCUAUCGCUUGGAGGAAGAUGCCAUUGACCGGGAACUGGAGCAGCUUUACCUGUCCCAUUUGAGCCGACUCCGAGCAGAAGAGCUUGGAGGAAGAGGAGAGUGGCCCGAGGAGGGUUCAGGCAACCCUGGCAACUCUGCAUCCUCUCUCAUUGCCUUGCGGCAGAGCAUCUUGACUGACCGCGACCUGAUAGUCAACUGGACAGGCCCUGAGAGAGCACUCAACAGCUCCCUGGCAGAGGAAAUCACCCUCCACUAUGCCAAGCAGCGGAGCGAUGACUCCAGAGACAGUGAAGAGGAAGGAUUCACACCAGGGUAUGCAACCCUUGCACCACCUGAUAUGAUGGGACAAGGCCGUGAGAGUCCACCAGUCUUAUUAGAAGGUUGCUUCCUAAAUCACUUGGAAGAGGGAAGUGUUCAGCAAAGCUCCACUGAGGACUCUGACUCAUUUGCCAGCCUGAGAGUGGUGCCACCCAACAGCUUACGACCAGCUAUUCAGGAGGCCACGGUAAUGCCUCUAGUGGUCCCAGCACGGACAGUAGUGCCCUUACCACAGCGGCCCACUGAACUGGCAUCCAGCCCUCUUGGUACCCAUGGACAGAGCAAGAAUCCAGGCCUCUUGAUAGGGCAAGGGAGCCUCUGGCUAGGAGAAGGACUUCAUGCCCAUAAGCCCACCAAAGCCAAUUCCAGUUCUCAUAGUGAGCUUGAAAAGAUCCUGAAACGCUCCCUGCAGUUCCUCAGCCUCUUUGUCUUCCUACCUGUGGUCUUCAGCAGCUGCAUGCCCCUGGUGGCCGUUACGCUUUACCUCCUCCUAGAUUGGUUCUCAUAGUUUGAUGGCCUUCUUGGAGGUGACAAAGGGUCCAUGAAGGGGACCUUCAGUAGUUUGGCUCCAUCCCCAUUUCUUCUGAACAACCAUGGUUUGUAUGAAUAAGAGGGACAGGGAAACAGAGAAAGAGGACAACUCAAAACCUCUGGGGAAGUCUAAGUCUUAAAUUAUGGUGGCUCAAAAUUUUCCAAAGUCCAGCACACUUUUCUUUCAGUUAAUUUUUUUUGUGAGUGGCAGGUGAUUAGAGUGUAAUAGUAAUUAUUUAUGAUAACAAGGUUGGGCAUUUACCAGCACCUCCCUCUCAUGGCCCCAUGUGUGACGAAGAGUCCACUACUCCAACAGCACCCCUUUUCUCUCUUUGCACAAAACACCCAUGAAGGGCAGAUGCAAUGUGGACAUUUCUUGGGUUUACUGUCAAAGGCUUUCAUGGCCGGAAUCACUGGGUUGUUGUAGGUUUUUUAAGGCUAUAUGGCCAUGUUCUAGAGGCAUUCUCUCCUGACGUUUCGCCUGCAUUUAUGGCAAGCAUCCUCAGAGGUAGUGACCCAGCUAGAGAAACUCCAGUGGUGUAGGGCGCAGACACCCUGUCAGAGUGAAAAUCUGGGGUGCUAUGCACAGCGGAUGAGGUUACUAGAUCACACAGACACAAAUCAGGACACUGCAGUAUUCCAGUUUCAAAAAUAACAUAAAGUUUACUAAGUACAUCUCAAUACACGCCUACUUCUAAGCAGACAAAAUCAGGAACUACAAAGCACAGCUUCAGUACAGUUUCAGAACAUCUGCUUAUCAGGCUCUCUGGCUGUAAGCCGGAUACUCCCUAUUUCUUCCCAGCUAGAGAAACUCUAGAGCAGGGGUCCUCAAACUAAGGCCCGGGGGCCAGAUGCGGCCCUCCAAGGUCAUUUACCCGGCCCUCGCUCAGGGUCAACCUAAGUCUAAAACGACUCGAAAGCACAUAACAACAACAGCAAUCCUAUCUCAUCAGCCAAAAGCAGGCCCACAUUUCCCAUUGAAAUACUAAUAAGUUUAUAUUUGUUAACAUUAUUCCUCAUUUUAAUUAUUGUAUUGUUUUUAAGUGUUUUUUACACUACAAAUAAGAUAUGUACAGCGUGCAUAGGAAUUCAUUCAUGGGGGGUUUUUUUUCAAAUUAUAAUCCGGCCCUCCAACAAUUUGAGGGACUGUAACCUGGCCCUCUGUUUAAAUAGUUUGUGGACCCCUGCUCUAGAGGAUGCUUGCCAUAGAUGCAGGCAAAACAUCAGGAGAGAAUGCCGCUAGAACAUGGCCAUAUACCUCUCAGGAUGCUUGCCAUAGAUGCAGGCGAAACGUCAGGAGAAAAUGCCUCUACAACAUGGCCAUAUAGCCUGAAAAAAAUCUACAACAACCCAUUUCUUGGGUUGAUAUUCCCUGCAGCAGGCCAAUCGUGAGAACGACGAAGGGUGCUUUGUCUGCACACCCACAAAUCAUAGAGCUGGCACUGUGUGGCGUGUUUCUCAUUUUUAUCUAGUAUUACAUUUUUCUCUCUUAAAAUCAGAUUUCCGUGUUGGGACUCCAUAGGCUUUGUGAUUGUCUCAGUCUUCUUUUCUUAUAUCUACCUUUCAGAGGCCAAAAUUCUAAUCUGAAGUGUGUUUCUUUGGGAAAUGAGUUUCAUACGAGUAUUUCUAAUUUAGGAUUGAUCCGAACAUUUCUGAAAAAAAUAUAUAGGUAUACGCAUAAGCACAUAUAUGAAGGGAUAAGCAUACAGAUACAACUACAUAUGUAAGAGAUCUUUUAAGGGAAAACUAUACAGGUAUCAUUGCGUAUUUAAGAUAUUUCCUCUGCAGAAAUUUUGACGUACUACCUGUUUUGUAAUAAAGUAAAAGAAAA
Anolis sagrei ordinatus is the source of this 4174-nucleotide messenger RNA. RefSeq names its product protein phosphatase 1 regulatory subunit 3F (gene PPP1R3F). The record is from RefSeq and is a predicted model, not a curated record. Lineage: Eukaryota; Metazoa; Chordata; Lepidosauria; Squamata; Anolidae. Gene Ontology annotation, cellular component: protein phosphatase type 1 complex. Gene Ontology annotation, molecular function: glycogen binding; protein phosphatase 1 binding. Gene Ontology annotation, biological process: regulation of glycogen biosynthetic process.